Messenger RNA from Heterobasidion irregulare TC 32-1, 756 nucleotides. RefSeq lists its product as uncharacterized. The record is from RefSeq and is a predicted model, not a curated record. Lineage: Eukaryota; Fungi; Basidiomycota; Agaricomycetes; Russulales; Bondarzewiaceae. The coding region runs from base 1 to 756 and encodes 251 amino acids. The transcript has 2 exons. Gene Ontology annotation, cellular component: membrane. Gene Ontology annotation, biological process: lipid homeostasis.
AUGGACUCUCCUGCGAAACCAGAUAAUCAGCCUGACGCUCCUCGGCCAGGACAGACGAUCCGUGGAACGCUUCUGUCACAUUUGACCAACGUUGUACAGGGAUCGACGCCGUUCAUAUCCAUCUUUCUUUUGAUCCAUCUUUCAGCUCCAGUUCUCGCAAAUGUUGGAGGCUCGUCGCUGUCCUCUCAAGUCAUGCUCCUCGGGCGAGAAUAUUACCAAACCGCUUUCGGCGAAGCCUACCUCGUUCUUCUCCCUCUCACACUCCAUCCCCUCACCGCAACUCUCAAGCGUAUUCUGUCCCCGCAUUCGCCCCGCCCUCCUUCGAGCCUUCUGACAAUCACGGGUUAUACGACCCUUCUAUUUCUUCCGAUUCACUUUCUCACACACCGCCUAGCUCCAGCCUCUCCGCUACCUCCAAUCGGUUCCAUUGGACCUGCAGAGCUAGACUACGAGUUUGUGAAGGCGGGGCUCAGUGCUUGGCCUCUUCGCUCAUGGGUUCUCUACAGCGGACUUGCGCUCGGUGUAGCUUUCCAUAUGGGCGAGGGAACGCAUUUGAUGUGGAAUACGUGGGAGCCUCAUGCGACGGAGAAAUGGAGGAGCUUUGGCAAAACAACGAGGCGUGUUAUUGCUGCUGCCUGCGCCUUCCCUGUGAUUUCAGGACUGUUUGCCUUAUCGCAGGAGCCGUUAUUGUUGUUCGCGUCAACGCUCGAGCGAAUUCAUGCUUCGUUCACUCAAUCUAUCAUCUUCAGAAUUUGA